Messenger RNA from Mya arenaria, 3638 nucleotides. Its product is annotated as presequence protease, mitochondrial-like. Bases 134 to 3190 code for a protein of 1018 amino acids. The record is from RefSeq and is a predicted model, not a curated record. Gene Ontology annotation, cellular component: mitochondrial matrix. Lineage: Eukaryota; Metazoa; Mollusca; Bivalvia; Myida; Myidae. Gene Ontology annotation, molecular function: metal ion binding. The transcript is spliced from 25 exons. Gene Ontology annotation, biological process: protein processing.
UAUGGCUGCGCCCAUGAGUGAAAUACAUUGACCGGCCUUGAAACAUUUUCACGGAUUUCUGUUUAAUGAAAUAAGUCUGAUUGUUUAUUUUAAGUGAUCUUUAGACCAAGAACGUUCAACUUAAAGAUUCACUAUGCUGAGGACCGUGUCAAAGCGUAGUACUUCGGCUUGCACCAGACUUAUAACUGGCUUAAGAUGGCGGUCUUUAUCAGCUGCAGCAACAGCUACCAACACUGAUGUGCAGGACAAGAUUAGAACCCUAAAGAAAAGAUCAAAGCUUCAUGGCUAUACUGUAGAAAAGGUGGAUGAGGUUCCAGAACUGUUUCUCACAGCUGUAUCCCUGCAUCAUGAUAAGACGGGCGCCAAACACUUCCAUGUGGCCAGGGACGAUUCAAAUAACUCUUUCAGUGUUGCGUUCAAAACAACCCCACUUGACAGCACAGGGGUUCCACACAUUCUAGAACAUACUGUGUUGUGCGGGUCAAGAAAAUUCCCGGUCAGGGACCCAUUCUUUAAGAUGAUAAACCGGUCACUGGCAACCUUCAUGAAUGCCCUAACAGCCAGUGACUGGACAAUGUACCCAUUUUCCUCACAAAACAGAAAGGACUAUAACAAUCUCCUUGCCAUAUACCUUGAUGCUGUUUUCUAUCCGCAACUGCGAGAACUCGACUUCAGCCAGGAAGGUUGGAGAUUGGAACAUGAGAAUCCAGCUGAUAAAUCAUCACCAAUAGAUUUCAAGGGCGUUGUAUACAAUGAAAUGAAAGGAGUCUUUUCCAGUCAGCAGAACAUCUUUGCCGAGGCAGUGCAGAACAAAUUAUUACCCAGUCACACAUAUGGGGUGGUGUCUGGAGGCGAUCCCGCGUACAUACCAGACCUUACAUGGACGCAACUGAAGGACUUUCACAAAACACACUACCAUCCUAGCAAUGCACGCUUCUACACCUAUGGAAAUUUCCCCUUGGAAGAUCAUCUUCAAUACAUCAAUGACAACUACCUUCAGAACUUUGAAGCCAUCUCAGUGGACACUGAUGUCCCCUCUGAGCCCAGAUGGAAUAAACCUGUUGAAGAGAAAGUUACAUGUCAGCCGGACACAAUGGCCCCAGAUCCCGAGAAACAGACGACACUUGCCGUGAACUUUCUUCUAUCAGAUAUCACAGAUUUAGAUGAGGCCACCACACUCAGUAUAAUAUCCACCCUUCUUACGGAUGGAGAAAUGUCACCGUUCUACCAAUCAUUGCUUGAAGCAAACAUCGGGUCGGACUACUCUCCAGUUAUUGGAUACAAUGGUUAUACCAAGGAGAGCACGUUUUCUGUUGGUCUCCAGGGAAUCCAUCAAGAUGACAUUCCGAAGGUGAAGAAAAUCAUAGCGGAGACCAUUGAUAAAGUCAUCAGUGAAGGGUUUGAGCAGUCAAGAAUUGAUGCCCUGCUUCACAGAAUAGAGCUGGGAACCAAACACCAGACUAGCAACUUUGGACUUGGCAUUAUUAUGAACAUUGUCAGUGGAUGGAAUCAUGGUGGGGAUGCCGCAGAAAUGUUGAAGGUGAAUUCCACUAUGGACAGAUUCAAACAGAGGCUUCAAGAUGACCCACAUUACCUACAGAACAAAGUUCAACAGUAUUUUAAGGCCAACACCCACUGUUUGACACUAGUUAUGUCCCCUGAUGAGAAAUAUGAUGAUAUCCGUAAACAAGGAGAGCAGGAAAAACUUAAGGCCUGUGUGAACAAGCUCACAGACCAGGAUAGGGAGAAAGUGCUCAAACUUGGUCAGGAGCUACUAGAAAGUCAGAAUGCUGCAGAAGAUUUGGGUUGCCUCCCUUGUAUACAGGUGGCAGAGAUUGACCGGAAAAUCCAGCCUGAAGUUAUGGAAAAGACAGACUUUGAUGGUAUCCCAGUGUUCUCUACCUGUCAACCGACCAAUGAGGUUGUAUAUCUGAGAAUGAUGUCAUUCUUAGACAAGGUGCCUGAGGAAAUGAAGAUUUAUAUCCCCUUGUUUACUAGUGUCAUAACAAGAAUGGGUGCUGGUGCAUACGACUAUAAAGAACUCUCCCACCAAGCUGAGCUUCAUACGGGCGGUCUCAACGCUGGCACUCACGUCUCUGCUCACCACACUAAUCCCGAUGAUUUUGACCAGGGAGUUGUGUUUUCCUCAUAUUGCUUGGAGCGAAAUCUCAACAGAAUGUUGGAUCUGUGGACAGAAAUUUUUGACAGGUCCAACCUACGAGACAGUAAUCGUCUGGAGACCCUGAUUAAAAUGGCAGCCGCUGACCUGGCAGCAGGAAUUCCCCAGGCUGGACAUUCAUACGCUAUGACUCACUCCGCGUCAUCAUUAAACCCGGCAGCACAAGUGAAUGAGAUGUUUUCUGGGGUGUCUCAGGUUUCGAUUAUGAAGAAGAUAGCAGAGUUGGAAGAUAACAGCAAGGUCAUGGAACACUUGGUCGAGCUGGGAAGGGAGAUUCUGAACAAAGAUAAUCUCAAGAUAUCUGUUAAUGCAACACCCCAGUUUAUGCCUAAAGCUCUAAAAGAACUCGAUGGGUUUAUAACUACCCUUCAUAGUGACAGAAAACCAGAACAGCGUGUUUACAAGGAUCACACUACACAUACGAAGAGUUUCACAGCUAGCUCAAAGAAAACUCAGAUUGAACUCCCAUUCUCUGUAAACUACAUGAGCAAAAGUGUCCAGACAGUACCCUACACUCAUGAGGACUGCCCUAGGUUACAAGUGCUCUCUCGGCUGUUGUCAUGGAAAUACUUGCACCGGGAGAUACGCGAGAAGGGCGGAGCAUAUGGAGGAGGGGCUGCAAUGGUGCCCAAGAAUGGGGUGUUCAGCUUCUAUUCAUACAGGGACCCCAAUUCCAUGAACACCCUGUCAGUGUUUGAGGAUGCCAUAAACUGGGCUGCUAGAGGAGAGUUCACAGACACUGACGUUGAAGAAGCUAAAAUCACCAUGUUUCAACAGUCAGACAAACCAGUGCCCCCGGGCCAAAUGGGAACCACGCUGUUCCUGAAUAACAUCACUGACGAAAUGAGACAGCAGUCUCGAGACCAGCUAUUUGCAGUCGCUAAAGACAGUCUUGUUGAUGUCACACAAAGGUACCUGGUGUCCGGACAAAAGCCUUCUUCCCUUUCUUUCCUGGGCCCAAACAACAGUAAGGUGGCAGAGGACCAAAGCUGGAAAAUUGUAAAGGAAUAAAGUUGAAGGUGUAGGACUAAAGCUGGAGAAUUAUAUAUAAAAAAUGUUUAAGGAGUCAAGGGACUACACAUAGAAAAUUGCUUAAGGCGUUAAAGCAUUUAAGAAUUUUGCCUGAAUGACAUCUUGAAUGCCCAUAGCUGAAAGUGGCAGAGUACAAGAUCUGAACAAUUUUAAGGAAUAAGUUCCUAUCUGAAGGCUUCAGUAUUCAAAGUCUAGAAUAUUGUUUAGUUCAAGCUUUCAAAGGAUUGUACUAGUUUAAAUUGAGUGUAUUUAUCAAAUGAUGAUAAUAAUUGAAGUAAAUUAAUUUAAAAAAAUCAAAUAACAAUAUUAACUAAUAUGGAUCUUGCUGUUUUCUUCUGUAGUGUAACAAAAAUAGAUUGAUCUUGUUUGUGAUUCUAUUUGUUACAUUUUGGAGGCAUUAUGUACAUUCAUAAUAAAACAAAACUAA